CACCGUUUGAACCCGAAGUCUUGUUGUGCAAGUACAAGUCGCGAACACAAAAGCAAGCAGCUAUAAGGAAGGAAAGGAAAAGGAGACUUGGUGCGAAAGUUGAAAGCACGAAAAUGGGGUGGGUUUGGAAGGAUGACAACAGCGACGAUGUUCGACGCGAUAACUCUUCGGAACGAUGCGCCACCACCAAGGUCGUCAAAUCUCAGUGCAGAACAGAGGAGGUUGAAACUGGAAAGUUCGUCAGAAAGUGCGAGAAAACCGAAGAGAUUCUCAGGAAUUGCAUCGGAAAGCCCGCCGAAGUGUUGCAAUCAAACAAAGAGUAUACUGAAGAGGAUAUCACAGAUGAAGUACUUAAAGGAAGGUCUGUUCCAUUUAGCUCAUCUGACGGUGCCAGUGGUGUGUUUGACUUUCCUGGGCUACAAAAUGAUAUUGAAGUCAUGGAACGUAACCUGUUAAGUGGUCUCAGUCAUUUCUUCGACGCAGCGAAUGGGUUUUUUGAUGUUUUUUCCAAGUCUCCAAGCAUCUUUGAUGCAGAGUCAUCCUCACCCUCUGUGAGGAGAGGGAUACCUAUUGAAGAAUAUCGUCGGCCAGAAGCUUAUCCUAAAUCCAAGGAGAAGGAAUCAGGAGAUACUGAUUUUGUUGCAAUGGCUAAAGAUGUUUAAACCUUAAAUAUGCCCUGGGUAUAAAAUAAGUUUUCUUAGUUUUGUAUUAGAUUGUGGACAUCUGGACCACAAUCAAGUCCUCUAGUAACAUGUUUCUCUGUAUUAAGUAUUAACAUGUUUCUUUUUACUUUUUAUUUGAAGUUGUUUCUGAUGUAGCGUGUGACCAAAUUUUUGUUUUCCCCCUACACUCAGUUGUAGGCAAUAAGAAUGAUUAAGCAAUUCAUUUUUAAGCCAAA
Glycine soja is the source of this 898-nucleotide messenger RNA. RefSeq lists its product as uncharacterized. The transcript has 2 exons. Bases 114 to 662 code for a protein of 182 amino acids. NCBI's taxonomy places the organism in Eukaryota, Viridiplantae, Streptophyta, Magnoliopsida, Fabales, Fabaceae. The record is from RefSeq and is a predicted model, not a curated record.